AUGAAGUACGCUGCAUGGCGGCCACCCGUGGCGGCCGGGCGGGCGGGACGGUGGCUCGGCGGCUGCUGCUGGGGGCGGCCGGGGGCUGCGGCUCGCCCGGCGCGGGGCUUUCCGCAACCGGCAGGGCUGUUCCAGGCGGAAGACGAGAGCUGCACAGCGGAGCCCGCGGGCGACGUAGUGAACGUGGUUUUCAUUGACCGUUCCGGGCACCGGAUCCCCGUGCAGGGGCGCGUGGGGGAGGACGUGCUGCACCUGGCCCAGAGGCACGACAUCGAGCUGGAAGGCGCCUGCGAAGCCUCCCUAGCUUGCUCCACCUGCCACGUCUACGUGAGCCAGGAGCUGCUGGACAAGCUGCCUGUCCCUGACGAAAGGGAGGAAGACAUGCUGGACCUGGCCCCACAGCUGCAGGAGAACUCCCGACUCGGCUGUCAGAUCAUCCUCACAAAAGAGCUGGAGGGGGCAGAGUUCACCCUGCCCAAAAUCACCAGGAACUUCUACGUGGAUGGCCAUGUUCCCAAGCCUCACUGAAGGCUGGAGGAGUCUCUGGGCUGCCCGCGGCUCUGGGACUGGGCCUUAUAGAGCCCAAAGCAAGGGGGGCUGGUCAGAGAAGGCUCCCCCGGGGGCCUGCUGGUGUCAUGGAGAGGUGGGGGGAGGGGUUGUUAGUUUUAUAGGCCCACGGUGAAGCGCUGAGCUUCCUACAAGCCUUGGCGGGGGGGGGGGAAGAUGGCAGCAGCAAGGAUGCUAGAAUAACCCCUCACACCAAAAAUCCAUCCCAGUUCUGCCCCUCUUCCCCAGCACCUGUGCUCACAGCCCCAGAGGCGACGUAGGAUGGAGGAGGAAAGGGGGCCGUCCAACAGCCCUACAUUUUCUGUCCAGGGAACGGGUAUUUAUUGGUGUUGGCUGACAAACCCUGCAGCCCAUCCGGAGGAGAGGAAGGAGGGUGGGGGCUCUGCAUUCUCCCUGCCUGGCCAUCGGUGCCUCCUGGCGUGUUUAAUGAGCAUUCCCCGUGCCACUUGACAGGGACCGAAACAGCAUAUUCACUGGGCUGGUCAGUCACUCACCCUGCGUCACGCUGUAACCUCAGGAUCAGGGGCGCCGCCCCUCCCGCAGCCACAUUCGGUUAUUAAAGCUCACGUUUGUACAACA
Messenger RNA from Chelonoidis abingdonii (Abingdon island giant tortoise), 1146 nucleotides. The record is from RefSeq and is a predicted model, not a curated record. Lineage: Eukaryota; Metazoa; Chordata; Testudines; Testudinidae.